Molecule: messenger RNA, 720 nt
Organism: Penicillium griseofulvum
Lineage: Eukaryota; Fungi; Ascomycota; Eurotiomycetes; Eurotiales; Aspergillaceae
Exons: 2
Coding region: 1-720 (239 amino acids)
Source: RefSeq, a predicted model, not a curated record
AUGGCAUUCGAUCUUGAAGCUGCACGCAUCACCGCAUUGCCUGAGGAUGCAUUCUAUAUACCGGACUUCAUUACAGAGGACGAGGAGAAUUGGUUACUUCAGAAGGUCAAAUCAGCGCCGCUGCCACGCUGGACCCAGCUCUCGCACCGCAGACUUCAAACAUGGCCAUCAGCCCUGACUAAGAGUAAUUCUCUUCUCGCAUCGCCCUUACCAGCUUGGCUUAUGUCACCGAUCGUUGACCCACGGUUUGAGGCACUGGGUAUCUUCAACGAUGCGCCACACCAGGCCCCAAACCAUGUCCUAGUAAACGAGUACCAGCCUGGACAGGGGAUCAUGCCACACGAAGAUGGAGCGGCCUACUAUCCCCUCGUUGCGACGGUGAGCCUGGGGGCACCAAUUGUGCUCGAUAUGUAUCACAAACACCCCCAAGGUGAGACACCCAGCACAAACCGAAGACCUCAAUAUAGGGUCUUGCAGGAGAGACGGAGUCUGUUAAUUAUGAGGGGCAAGAUGUACACUGAUCUUCUGCAUGGCAUCGAGGAAACGACGAGAGAUGAGGAUCUGGGCCCUCACUCUAUCUGCAACUGGGAGCUCUUGCGAGAGAAGGAGCCGUACCAGGGUGGGUGGUAUGAGCGGAAGACGAGGACUAGCCUCACGUACAGGGACGUGCUUCAUGUUGUGAAGAUGGGGAAUGCCUUGAAGUUUUUGGGUGGGAUGUAA